Molecule: messenger RNA, 2626 nt
Organism: Peromyscus maniculatus bairdii (prairie deer mouse)
Lineage: Eukaryota; Metazoa; Chordata; Mammalia; Rodentia; Cricetidae
Gene: Mxi1
Product: MAX interactor 1, dimerization protein
Biological process (GO): regulation of transcription by RNA polymerase II
Molecular function (GO): DNA-binding transcription factor activity, RNA polymerase II-specific; protein dimerization activity; RNA polymerase II cis-regulatory region sequence-specific DNA binding
Source: RefSeq, a predicted model, not a curated record
ACACAGACCCACACAGCGAGAGCGACACACACACUCACACUCACAACUGCACGCAGCGAGGCUCGGGAAGUCAGGCCCGCUCCUUGCCCGGGCGCUUCCUCGGCUCCAGCAGGCCGGGUCUCCCAGGGGGCCCGCAGCUCGGCCGGCCGAGCAGCCCCGGACCAGGACCAGCUCGCUGGACCCCCGUGCCUCCAUGGGCAAACGCGGGCGGCCGCGCAAGGAGGCGCGCUGCGAGGGCUCGGGGCUGGUCCCCGUCGCGCCCCCGGCCAUGCCCCCGGCCGCGGCCGCGCCCCAAGCCCCGGCGCAGCCCGAGGAGCCGGCGGGGGCCAAGCCCCGGUGCCCCUUCUCGGACAUUUUCAACACCAGCGAGAACUCGAUGGAGAAGCACAUCAACACUUUUCUGCAGAACGUGCAGAUUCUGCUCGAGGCAGCCAGCUACCUGGAGCAGAUCGAGAAAGAAAACAAAAAGUGUGAACAUGGCUACGCCUCAUCGUUCCCCUCCAUGCCGAGCCCCCGGCUGCAGCACUCGAAGCCCCCACGGAGGUUGAGCCGGGCACAGAAACACAGCAGUGGGAGCAGCACCACCAGCACUGCCAACAGAUCUACACACAAUGAGUUGGAAAAGAACCGACGAGCUCACCUGCGCCUGUGUUUGGAACGCUUGAAAGUUCUGAUCCCGCUGGGCCCAGACUGCACCAGGCAUACAACACUCGGUUUGCUCAACAAAGCCAAAGCACACAUCAAGAAACUUGAAGAAGCUGAAAGGAAGAGCCAGCACCAGCUUGAGAACUUGGAGCGAGAACAGAGAUUUUUAAAGCGGCGACUGGAACAGCUGCAGGGCCCUCAGGAGAUGGAGCGAAUACGAAUGGACAGCAUUGGAUCAGCUAUCUCUUCAGAUCGCUCUGAUUCAGAGCGAGAGGAGAUUGAAGUGGAUGUUGAAAGCACAGAGUUCUCCCAUGGAGAAGUGGACAAUAUAAGUACCACCAGCAUCAGUGACAUUGAUGACCACAGCAGCCUGCAGAGUAUUGGGAGUGACGAGGGUUACUCCAGUGCCAGUGUCAAACUUUCCUUCACUUCCUAGAGCCCAGCAUGACAAGAGUGCAGGGCGAGAUACCCACUGGGCCAAUUCAGUACCGUCUCUUCAAUUGGGUUCCUGACGCAGUCUCCUUCAAAACUAACCAAAACUAUACUUGAACAGAAGGGUCAGAAGACCUGUAUUUAAGCAAAUACUUAACAAAAGUGGGGUAGAGCCUCCCCAAUAGAACAAAUAUUCACAUAUUGGAAAGUUCGUGACAGCGGCUGAAAACUUGGGUGUAAUUAUCUUGAGUUGACUUAGUUGACUUAAAAGAGGACAAUGGAGACUCCAUUCUCCAUUUCUAGUUUGCUCACGCCUGUUGAGUAGACAGCUAAGGACGGGGUUAUGAACCCUUCCUGAGCUUCUUGGCCCUAGAAACAAAAUCAGACUUAGAGUAAGGAAAAGACAGGAUAAUCAGGCAUUAAUCUUGGAUAGCUAAAGAGCUAUUAAAACUCAGCCUCAGUUUAUCAUGAAGCCUGUGGAUGAUCAAUUCUUUUAAAAAAUGAAUUUUUAAAAAGCUCAUUUCGUGCUCUACAAAAGGAGAGACUCCCAUGAAGCCUUUGGAAAGAGAUCAUCACGCAGCUCAGCUUUCUGUUGGAUUCCAUGCUAAGCCAGCUAACCUUACCUGCAUUGUUAGCACUAGGGCACCUGCCCACCCACCCGCCCGCCCGCCCACUCGCAGCCCUCCGGCAACAUAGGGCAGCCCAUGCAUGACAGCCUGUAUCACAGAAGGAAAAGCUCCAUGCGCCUCUGUGUCUGCGCCCAUCUGAAGAGCUGUGCACGCAGUAUAGCAGGCCAAGGUCUGAGCCACGGCAGCAUUUUUAUUUGAGAUUUUGAUAACUGUUUAUAUGUGUUGAAAACCAAAAUGACAUCUUUUUAAAGCUUGUCCAUAAGUAAACAUAGAUGUCUUUUAUAGUGGAAAAAAACAUGUGGGGGAAAAAAUCAUCUAUUUUGAUGCAGCAUUUGAUAAUGAUAAAACACCUCAUGCCUCACUCUUUAUAGUGCACAGAAUGAAUGAGGUCUGGGCUGGGUAGACAAAGGUCAAUGCUGUUUUUGUUUUCUUUUAGGAUCAUUCCCUUUUACCAGCUUUUAACCAUCUACUAUCCAUAGUAGGCAUCCUGUCUUAGUUAACAUAGUUCGGUUCAGCACUUGUCUCGUUUACCGUAAGCCUUGCAUUUCCACAGGCAGUCUCCUUCCUCACACACCCUCUGUGCAGGUGCUAUUGUUGCUCUUUAAAUAUUUUCAGAAAUGUUAUCUUCUAAGUGAAUUCUAGCCUGCACUUUGAUGUCCUGUGUUCCCUUUGUCUUUCAGACUCUGAGGUUUCCCUCUGGGCCUCUGCUGUGCUCUGGAGACCUUACCCCCAGCUGUUUUGACUUUGUAUUCUUUAAAUAAUUUAACUACCCUUAAUUACUUUAAAAAAAAGCUUUAUGAUUUUCAUAACUUAUUGCUGAUUUUAAUGGGUUGUUAAUUUCAGUCCUGUAGUUUUAUUUUAUGUUUAGAUAGGGCUGGGCAAGGAAAAAGAAAAUAAAAACAACCAUAUUUAGCAGUGCA